CUUUUCUUUGUACUGUGAUAUGAAUAAGUGCUGAUUUUCUUGAAGUUUUCGCAUUGCUUCUGCUAGUUCCGUUCCCGUUUUUCCCAUUGGCAUAAUUUUAAAUUAUUAAAAAUUGUGAAUAUUUAAACAAAUUCUAUUCUGUUUAACCCGAAUUCUAGUGUUUAUUGUUUUCGCGAACAGUAACUCUUCGAAAUAAGUAGUUUGGUGAUCUUGGUUGUUCGUUUUUUUAAUUGUAACGAAGCAAAAUUUUUUGAACAAUUUAUUUAAAGUAAUAUGAGUAAUGCAGUCGCUCAAAAUGGAUCAGGUCUAGAGCAGCAGUUUUCUGCUCUGGACUUGCAUGAUAACGCCUCACGUUCUGGGCGUUACAUUCCCCCUGCUUUACGCAACAAAACCACAGGGCAGCCGGAGAAUGAAAGAUCUGAUAAUUAUUCAGUGAACAGAGGUGAUUUCAAAUCAUCCAGAGACGACUACGAUUCGCAAAAUUACAAUCGUGGUGGUUCAGGUUAUAACCGAGGAGGCAAAGGUGAUUUUUCAUUCAAUCGACGCGGUGGCGAUUCGUACGAUUCUUAUAACGGCAACAGCGACAGAAACGAUCGCGAGCAACGUUCAGCCGGAGGAGGCAACUAUAGGAACAAUUAUCGCGAUGUUAGAGAGCCCAGAGGCGACGGAAGAGGUAAUUACAGAGGCGGCGGAGGAGGCAAUGGAGGCGCUGCCGGUGGUGGCGGAUCGUGGAAUGAUCGAAACCGAGCAUCAGGAGGACCUCCUCAGCAAUCGCUUCCGAGAAACAACCGAUGGCAAGAGUCGGAAGGGCGACAGCAUCGUGAAAACGAUUGGCUCAUUCCGCUCCCCAAAGACGACCGUUUGGAGGAAGAAUUAUUCGGUACUGGUAACACCGGAAUUAAUUUUAACAAAUACGAGGAUAUACCGGUAGACGCGACUGGCGAGAGUGUUCCUGAACAUAUUACUUCGUUCGAAAAAGUACAACUGACCGAAAUCAUUACUAAUAAUAUUGCGCUGGCCGGAUACGAUCGGCCAACUCCAGUCCAAAAAUACGCUAUUCCAAUCAUCAUGUGUGGUCGUGAUUUGAUGGCUUGCGCUCAAACAGGCUCUGGUAAAACGGCCGCCUUCUUGGUUCCUAUUUUGAAUCAAAUGUAUGAAAAUGGACCACAAUUUUUCAAAGUUCCAAAUAACGCUAGAAAUUCAUAUAAACGCAAACAUUAUCCAUUCGGAUUAGUCUUAGCUCCUACUCGCGAGUUAGCUACUCAAAUAUACGACGAAGCGAGGAAAUUCACAUAUCGUUCGCGACUUCGUCCCUGCGUCGUCUAUGGCGGAGCACAUUUCGGAGACCAGACCAGAGAUCUGGAUCGAGGAUGUCACUUAUUAGUGGCCACUCCGGGACGUCUAGUGGAUAUGUUAGAACGAGGAAAACUCAGUUUGGAGUGUUGCCGCUUUUUGGUGCUGGACGAAGCAGACAGAAUGUUGGACAUGGGUUUCGAACCGCAGAUCCGAAGAAUCGUCGAAGGAGACUUGAUGCCGAAAACGGGCGAACGUCAAACUCUCAUGUUCUCCGCUACUUUCCCGAAGGAAAUUCAAAUUUUAGCCCGAGAUUUCCUCGAUAAUUAUAUAUUCUUAGCGAUCGGACGCGUCGGUUCGACAUCCGAGAACAUAACCCAGCGAAUAUUAUGGGUCCACGAGAACGAGAAGAGAUCCUGUUUAUUAGAUUUACUCGGCGCCCAUAAAAACGAACAGUCGGCUCCCGAUUCGUUGACAUUGAUCUUCGUCGAGACGAAAAAAGGCGCGGACUCGUUGGAGGAGUUUUUACACUACGAGGGAUAUCAAGUCACCUCGAUCCACGGCGAUCGAUCGCAACGCGAACGAGAGGAGGCUUUGAGAAGCUUCAGAUGCGGAAGUACACCCAUCUUGGUGGCGACCGCUGUCGCCGCUCGUGGUCUCGAUAUACCGCACGUUACACACGUCAUCAACUUCGAUCUGCCGUCCGAUGUUGAAGAAUACGUGCAUCGUAUCGGACGUACAGGACGUAUGGGUAAUCUCGGAUUGGCCACGUCUUUCUUCAACGAUAAAAAUCGUAACCUUACUAGAGAUUUGGUCGAGUUGCUGAUCGAAACGAAACAAGAGUUGCCCGGAUGGUUAGAGAAUAUGGGCAUCGAGUGCAAACAACCGUCUAUGCAGAGACGUAAUAAUUCCAAGAGCGGCGGAAGAUUCGGAAGUGGGUUCGGAUCGCGCGAUUAUCGUACUCAAAGUAACGGUACCAUGUCUAGUAAUACCGGAAGAGGUAAUAGACGCGAUGGUGGAUAUAAUUCAUCGUAUAAUCAUAGCGGAGGAUUCUACGGAUCGGGCAACAGCAGCAGUGGAGCAGCUGUAUCUACUAGUAACUGGUGGUAAUGUUCGCCGUUUUCCGAAGAUGAGAUUAACAGCCAUUCGAUCCUCGUGUUGCGUCGAAAAUAUAGGUCUAUUUUCCAUACCCAUAAAAGCCCAUUGCAGUUUUUUGCCUCUCUCUCUCUCUGUUUCUCUAAUCUACCUACAUUUUAAAAUGAAAAGUAUUUUUGUGUUGUUUAUUUUGGUCGUGUCGCCCAAAAUCGCCUAUAUAAGUUUUUCUUUUUUAUUUAUUGUUAAAAUGUAAGUACUCUCUUCUUUAAACACAUGAUCGAAUAAAGUAUCUUUAAUGUUUGUUUCGAAA
Planococcus citri (citrus mealybug) is the source of this 2698-nucleotide messenger RNA. RefSeq names its product ATP-dependent RNA helicase bel (gene bel). The record is from RefSeq and is a predicted model, not a curated record. Gene Ontology annotation, cellular component: P granule; nucleus. NCBI's taxonomy places the organism in Eukaryota, Metazoa, Arthropoda, Insecta, Hemiptera, Pseudococcidae. Gene Ontology annotation, biological process: cell differentiation; gamete generation. Gene Ontology annotation, molecular function: RNA binding; RNA helicase activity; ATP binding. The coding region runs from base 274 to 2403 and encodes 709 amino acids. The transcript has 13 exons.